GGGAGGUGUUCUGCCCACCUUGGAUGCUUGCUGCUCUAGGCCUCUUACAGCGCUCGCUCCGAGGUAACUUCGGGUUACCUUGGAAGGAGAGCGCGGGAAGGGCUUCAGUCCAGCCAGGGAAGAGGUCAGGAGCAGGCUCGUGUGGCCAGAAACCGCCCGCCUCCAUCCACCCAGCGGACCGAAGGCGAUGGGACAAGGCGCAGUCCCUGUCUGCCUCUUGUUCCCACCCUGUGACCAGUACCGGAUGAGGACAGAGCUCCGGAAGUCUUAGGGGCUUACUGGACCACCGACAAAGUCAGCCUGCAUCCCUUUGGGAAGCUGUAUGUGGAAACACGGAGGCAGUCAACGGCCGGACGAACCACCAUUUUCCUUACCUAGGCGACCACGUGACUAUCGACAUCAUCCCCAUGAGCAUUAAAAACUUGUCUGAACAGAGCUCCACAAAGAAUGGAAUAUAGAAAAAGAAGAAAAUUCAGCAAUGUCUCUUUUUAGCUGAAUUUUCCGUCUUGAGGACAGCAAGAGUCAGCUGAAAACUGAUGUCUUAACAAAAUGGCAUCUGGGAACAAGAGCAUCGAUGUGAAAAAAAACAGAGCAAGCAAAAGGCAGCUCCUAGAAGAGAUGAACGAGAAGCGUGAGUCCUACUGUCUGGUGGAGAGGAGCAAUCAAGUCAGCUUCCUGCGAGUCCAGAAGCGGCACUUCAGCCAGGCCUACCAGUCCUUAGCGAGUGUGCACAUCAAAGAGUCUGUUCCUGAAAGCAGCCGGACCUCCUGGGUCAAACAGCCUCUCUUUGUUCACAAGGAGAAAAAGCACUUUGCACCCAAAAAUAAUGCCAUAUUUGGAUAAAGUACAUGUCCAGAGACACACAAGUAAAUUCUCUCCCAUCAAUCUUCAAUGUCUGUGAAUUACUUAGAAAUACUAAUUAUAAAAGAAACUGA
This is a messenger RNA of Myodes glareolus (Bank vole), 935 nucleotides long. It is a transcript of the gene Spata45, whose product is annotated as spermatogenesis associated 45. NCBI's taxonomy places the organism in Eukaryota, Metazoa, Chordata, Mammalia, Rodentia, Cricetidae. The record is from RefSeq and is a predicted model, not a curated record.